This is a messenger RNA of Soboliphyme baturini, 474 nucleotides long. Lineage: Eukaryota; Metazoa; Nematoda; Enoplea; Dioctophymatida; Soboliphymatidae. The record is from the annotation of a GenBank genome assembly.
AUGGACAUCAGAUGUCAAAGACGAAUGGCAGAUUAUCACCAAGGCAUUCAGAAAGGUCCAAAUCCGAAUGGAUCACCGAAGGGUCCACCACCGAAGGGACCGCCACCGAAGGGUCCACCACCGAAGGGACCACCACCGAAGGGACCACCACCGAAGGGUCCAAAUCCUCCACCGAAGGGUCCAUAUCCAAAUGGGUCCAUGCCCCCUGGACCGCCGCCAAUCACAGGACCUGGACCGCCGCCAAUCGGCGGACCUAGACCACCGCCAAUCGCAGGACCUGGUCCUCCAAGUCUUCUUUUGGUCGAUAAGGAGAAGGCAUUCGACAGCGUGGAACUCGACGCUGUCCUGAAAGCUCUUGUAGAAGACGGAGUCGAUGAGAACUAUGUCGAAAUCAUUAAAGAAGCCAGUGCGAAGCAAAUAAAGAAUGCUCGACCGAUACAACGCUUUUCUCAGACGCAGUUCGUGUACCGAUAG